Messenger RNA from Boeremia exigua, 2483 nucleotides. RefSeq lists its product as uncharacterized. The transcript has a single exon. Lineage: Eukaryota; Fungi; Ascomycota; Dothideomycetes; Pleosporales; Didymellaceae. The coding region runs from base 383 to 2344 and encodes 653 amino acids. The record is from RefSeq and is a predicted model, not a curated record.
CAUGUGCACAACAGACCGGGUGUGCGGCGCGUCACUGAGGCUUAACUGGAGUGGCGGUCGGUCACCCCGCCAUUGAUUGGGCAAUGAACACAAACCAGGGUCGGUCCUCCUUCGCUCGCUGCUGGGCAUUCUAAGACGAACUACUUUUCUCAUCAGGCCUGAUCAUCGAUGCUCCAGAUUACAACAGAGUUCUCCAUAUCCAAAAAUACUAUUGCAGCUCUUUCGAACCUCGAAAUCUGACUCGAGUCUGUUCGCUACCAUGCCAAGCGCCCCCCCGUAUCCGCUGCGGCUGAGCCCGCGCAGUGCAGCCUUGUCCAGCACUGCUCUUCACUGCGCUGAACUCUCCACUGGAUUGGAAUGAUAUACACUUGAUUCAAGCAACAUGUCGCAAUACAACCACAUGCCCCCGCCGGGAGCAUACGUCCCACCGAAUCAGAGUCAGCACACGCCUCCACCACAAGGCUAUGGUGCCCAACACCAGCAACAGGGUUACCAGCAACCGCAAGGUGCGACGGCAGGCCAGCCGUCAACGCAAGGAUAUGGUCAGCCUAGUCAGCCGUACAAAGGCAGUGGGGGAUCCUUUGGCCAGAUGAUGAACCAGGCGGUCACGACCAGCAAGCCAAUGCUGAACAAGCUGAGUAAGACCAUAAGCUCAAAGCUAGGGAGCAAGCCGUCCACAGCAGGGACCCCGCAGCAUCUACAAAGCUACCAGAACUACCAACAACACACCAGCCAACAGGCUCAGACUCAUACACAGCCACAGAGCCAGGCGUUCAAUCCCCACGCGCAACAAACGCAGCACCAGCCGCAAGCACCGAAUGCUUAUCCUCCGCAACAAGCACCUCCGCAGCAGCCGAACUAUAGCCAAGGACAAAGCAAUCACUUUGCGCAACAAACAACACCGACGACGCAGACGCCGUAUGCCCAAGCUAUCCCAUCGUCGCAAUCUCAACAGACAAGCUACAACCAUGCUCAGUUCACUCAGGGGGGCAACACAGUUGGAGAGCAACAAGUCCAAGGAGGGCAAUACCACCAAGAGCCGAUGAACCAUGCUCAGACGCAGGGACAGUAUCAGCAACAACCUGUACAGGCUCAGUACACAGGUCAACAGGUAGGGGUUGUAGGAGGCUCUCAGCACUUUCAACAGUCGAAUCCGCAAUCACCCCAAAUACCUGCUGUCUCACCACAGUCGCCAGCCCCACAACAAGCACCAUGGCAGAACUCUCAACUUGGUUCGGAGCAACCUCCAGUCCCCAAUCAUCCGCAGCAGCCGCCAGCCACCACCGCUCAUACACCAUCGUACUUUCCAAGCAUGAAUGCACAGGCCCAUUCGAACAGCAGCCAACAGUGGAUGCCCUUGUCUCCUGUAGGCUCUGAAGGCCCUCAGCACCAGCUUCCACAAGGCUCGAUCAGCUCCCCUCCCCCGCCAGCGCAUAGCAUAUCGCCCGUAAUGCCAAGUGUCUCGCCACAUCAAUCCCAAAGUUCGACUCCUGCCCCACCACCCGUCGCUGCCAAUCCCGGGCCGCCCACAGCUUUUAUCGCCGAGUUGCCGGCUGAUUUGGGCAGCUUGAGAAUUGCUGAGACAAAGCCUGUGCAGACUAACUCAGCAUCGGUCCCUGGACAAACGUCACCGUACCAGGCCUAUCAGUCAUCGCCUGCACAGGCGCCAUCAUCUCCAGGCUUUACCAUUGCCCGCCGAGCAGUGAGCAUAAGCAAUGCACCAUUUGCUGACCCAUGGCGGUUCGCUGAUCCUCUGACCGAGCUUCCUACGCGAGAGUUCUACGUCAUUGCCGACUUGCUCUUCGAGGCGAUGGAUAGGAAGUUUGAGCCACACAAUACGGGAAUGCUGGAAGCUAGCAAGAUAUUGAGGAGCUGGGUCGAUCUAACGGACGAGGUUUUGCAGCUGUUUUCUUACCGCUGUUACAGCGCUUUCGGCAAGCUCUGGAGUCUACAAGGGAUUCCACAUGUUAUGGUGCCCUACCAGCCAUCGCUGAUGCCAAUAUGGAACUUCGACCGGCACUCACAUGCUCAGGAGCUAAAGCUUUCGUCUGUUCUUACGCAUGCGGCGGUUGGUACUACAUACAUGCCGGCAUUGAACCGCGCUGGGUGGUACAAGCUUUUCUUUCUUGAAAUGAUGCACGGUCCGGACAAUAUCAACAAGCUGCUGUCGGCGCUCUGUUCCGAGACCUAUAAGCCAAGAGUCCUUCACCAUCCGGACCUCACCAAACGAGACAAAGCAGAGGCCCCUGCUCUCCAGGCUCGGGCUACUGAGAUUCAGAACGCGGCUAUCAACCAGGUUUGCAAUGAGAUCAAAGCUGCGAUGCUAGCUGAACCAGAUGUCUGAGCGCCAUCUGGAAGGACUGAAUUUCGGUACUACAUUUGUGAGGUGAUCGCGAAGGUUGUUUUGGUCUUGGACCUCUUGGCCUGCGCACUCCAUAUACCACGUUUAGCAUUAGCAAUUAAUCUGUAUUGAUGGGUUUCAA